CUCAUACACAGGCCAUAUUUCCUCUUGCUGGUUGUCCUGUCCUCACUAUUCCUCUAUUAGCUUCUCUCUCUCUCUCUCUUUCUCUCAUUUCUUUUAUUCAACUAGCACUGGUCACACAAACCUGUUAGCAGUAAUAACAAUAAUAAUCAUCGUCUAAAUAUAUCUAUUUGCGAUUAUCCAUCCCUUCCCUUCCUUACUUCAUAGUUCAAUAACAGCAAGUUUUUUUUUUUUACUUCCUUCGCACUGUUUUCUUCUAAAUUUCUAUUUCUUUUUUUUUUUUAAACACUACCACUGCAACUACGCCCUCCUCCCCCUUAUCACCACCACUUCCAUCAUCACCAUCCUCACCCUGCCACCAUCACUUCCCAUCGUGGUGGGAUUACUCAUGCCUGUGUUUCUGGCUUCCUUGUUUAGUAUGGGCUGAAUUGGAGUGAAUAAGGAACACACCAUAAUGGACUGGUUAAAAGAUCAUGUACCUCUGUUAGCAAUCAAAGCAAGUGGAGGUCGAAACAACAAAACUUUCAAGCCAAAGAAGAACAUUCCAGAAGGUACACAUCAGUAUGAUUUGAUGAAACAUGCUGCUGCCACUUUAGGUAGUGGCAACUUGCGUAUGGCUGUGCUGCUACCUGAAGGGGAAGACCUUAAUGAAUGGGUUGCUGUCAAUACUGUUGAUUUCUUUAAUCAAAUUAACAUGCUAUAUGGAACAAUCACAGAAUUUUGCACGGAAGAGAGUUGUGCAGUAAUGUCCGCCGGGCCAAAAUACGAGUACCACUGGGCUGAUGGUCAGACUGUGAAAAAACCAAUCAAGUGCUCAGCCCCCAAAUAUAUUGAUUAUCUGAUGACCUGGGUACAAGACCAGUUAGAUGAUGAAACAUUAUUUCCAUCUAAAAUAGGUGUACCAUUCCCAAAGAAUUUUUUGUCAAUAGCAAAAACUAUUCUGAAACGCUUGUUCCGAGUGUAUGCACAUAUUUAUCACCAACAUUUCAGGGAAGUGGUGCAGCUGAGUGAAGAAGCCCACUUAAACACAUCGUUCAAGCACUUCAUAUUCUUUGUCCAGGAAUUUAACUUGAUAGACCGUCGUGAACUUGCUCCACUGCAGGAACUUAUAGACAAACUAACCAGUAAAGAAAGAUAAACGCCACUAAAAUGCAUGCAUACAAACACAAACAUAGACACUGGCACAAACACUUUUAACAUGUUGCUACACCCGUAAACCAAAACUUAUGCCAUUCUUUCCUCCAGAUUUUAAGCUGUGAGACUGAGCAAAAAAAAUAAAUUAGAGAACAUUUUUUUUUUCUUCUGGAGGUAACAGAUUUACUCAAACUGAAACAAAAAAAAAUUGCAGGCAAGGGAUUAUCAUGGGCAAGGGAUUAUUUUUAUUGCAUUCUUUAUAUACACUGCUGUUCCUGAAGAGGAAAGAAUGAAAUGGUAAUAGUGGUGCCAACAUAGGCCCCAAAAAAACACUGACAGAUUGUGACGGAACUCUGAUGCAUUCAGUGUAAUUCUUUGCUUAUGCUGUGUGCUAAAACUCGAGUUUUUUCUUUGUAAUACGCACAUAAACACUCACACACACACACACACACAUAUAUCCAUUUAGCUUUAAUCUCUCAAUAACAGACAUAGCCUGUAGUUUUUCUGCAAAUGUUUAUUUAUAUGCCUUUUAUUUUUUUUAUUAAGUGUAAAAUUCAUAAGAUUUUCAGCUUUCUGUUCUUUUUGUUUGAUCCAAGUUUUAGUUUUGUUUUCUAAAUUAUAAUACAUAUUUAAAAUUCUAAAUAGGAAAUUUUCUCCCGUUUACUUAACAUGUAUAUGUGUGGGUCUUGGUUUGAUUUUUUUCAUUCCUGUUUUGUUUUUUUAUUUUUUGGGGUUUUUAUGUUUUUAGAAACUUUCAAGACAUCUGAUCCAAUCUCAAUAUUUUUUUCAUCUUGAGUUUGUUUCGAGAUUUAUCAGCAACCAGAUAUAGAUUGCAAACUGUGAAAGCCAGUGUAGGUAUUAUAUAUAUAUAUAUAUAUAUAUAUAUAUAAUAUACACACACGCACACUAUUUUUUAUUUGUAGAUUAAUUAUUCUACCAAAGAUUUCAUGAAGAAAGUCUCAUCCAACAUGGAGACCAAUCACCAACAUUCUUAGGUCGACCAUUUGAAAAAUUGUAAAAUGCUUUACAUGAAACCAUUAGUAGAAUUGUUAAUCUUCAAAAAAGAAUAUUUAUCCACCAAAUUCAGUGUUCAUCACUGUCAUAUAUAUAUAUAUAUAUAUGUAUGUAUGUAUGUAUGUAUGUAUGUAUGUAUGUGUGUGUAAGAUUGUUUCUAUGUACAUGUCUAACAAGAGAAUGGUGAAGUUGUUUUAGUAUAUCAUUUCUCUUGUUUAUCAGCUUUUUUAUUUUUUUGUUUUGUUUUUUAUUUAUCAACUCAAAGAAUUAUAGAAUUCUCAUUCUAAAGCUUGGAAUCUAGAGUGAGUUUGCAUGCUUUGUCUACAAACUUCAGUUCUGCCCCCAAGCAAACCAACAGCUACUGUGAGAAAAUAAAAAUGAAUAAAUACAACAUACAUUUCUAAGAGAUCUAUGCUAACAUUUCAACAAAUUUACAAAAAAAAAGGCAAAAAAGAAAGAAAAAAGUUAGGGUUUCAAAGAGGAGUGUUGGACUUUUUUAAUUUUUUUUUUUUUUGAUGAGAUGGCAAAAAUAUUGUUUUCUAAAACAAAUAAUAAUAAUAAUAUACUAAAAUAAAACAAAAUAAAAACACAAUACAGGAAAA
This is a messenger RNA of Octopus bimaculoides (California two-spot octopus), 2747 nucleotides long. Its product is annotated as MOB kinase activator 1B. Lineage: Eukaryota; Metazoa; Mollusca; Cephalopoda; Octopoda; Octopodidae. The record is from RefSeq and is a predicted model, not a curated record.